This is a messenger RNA of Oryctolagus cuniculus (rabbit), 2721 nucleotides long. RefSeq names its product cytokine receptor like factor 3 (gene CRLF3). NCBI's taxonomy places the organism in Eukaryota, Metazoa, Chordata, Mammalia, Lagomorpha, Leporidae. The record is from RefSeq and is a predicted model, not a curated record. Gene Ontology annotation, molecular function: protein binding.
CGCUCUGGGACCCGGAUGCGACGCCCGCGGGGUCGCCGCAGCACGGCCGUCGAUCAAGGUCGCCUUGGGGGCGGGGCGUGGCCCGGCGGCGCUUCCGCCUGCGCGAGGCAGCGCGGGGCCGCUCGGCGGCGCCGGGCACAGCGGAGAACCUGCGUCGGCAGCCACUGGCCGCGCGGCCGGAUGAGGGGGGCGAUGGAGCUGGAACCCGAGCUGCUGCUGCAGGAGGCCCGCGAGAAUGUGGAGGCGGCGCAGAGCUACCGGCGGGAGCUGGGGCACCGGUUGCAGGGGCUGCGCGAGGCGCAGAGGCAGAUCAAAGAGAGUGCAUCACAGACGAGGGAUGUCCUCAGACAACAUUUUAAUGAUUUAAAGGGAACCCUUGGGAAGCUCCUGGAUGAGCGACUGGUGACCCUGUUGCAAGAGGUGGAUACCAUUGAACAGGAGACCAUUAAACCACUGGAUGACUGCCAAAAGCUCAUUGAGCAUGGAGUUACCACUGCAGAGGACUUGGUCCGAGAAGGUGAGGUCGCCAUUCUUGGUGGUCUAGGAGAGCAGAAUGAGAAACUGUGGAGCUUUACCAAAAAGGCUGCACACAUCCAGCUGGACAGCUUGCCAGAAGUGCCUUUACUGGUUGAUGUGCCUUGUUUAUCUGCUCAGUUGGAUGACUCAAUUCUUAACAUAGUGAAAGACCACAUUUUUAAGCAUGGAACAGUAGCAUCUCGCCCACCAGUACAGAUAGAAGAACUAAUAGAGAAACCUGGAGGCAUCAUAGUCCGCUGGUGUAAGGUGGAUGAUGACUUCACAGCCCAAGAUUACAGGCUUCAGUUCCGUAAAUGUACUUCAAAUCAUUUUGAGGACGUGUAUGUUGGUUCUGAAACAGAAUUCAUUGUACUGCACAUAGACCCCAAUGUGGAUUACCAGUUCCGGGUCUGCGCCCGAGGAGACGGCCGACAGGAGUGGAGCCCUUGGAGUGUCCCCCAGACGGGCCAUUCUACCCUCGUGCCUCAUGAGUGGACAACUGGCUUUGAGGGGUACAGUCUGAGCAGUCGAAGGAAUAUAGCCCUCCGGAAUGAUUCUGAAUCCUCGGGGGUCCUCUACUCCAGUGCACCGACUUAUUUCUGUGGGCAGACGUUAACAUUCAGAGUUGAAACUGUGGGCCAGCCGGACAGAAGAGACAGCAUAGGAGUGUGUGCAGAGAAGCAGAACGGCUGGGACUCUCUGCAGCGCGACCAAGCUGUGUGCGUCAGUACAAACGGUGCAGUGUUUGUAAAUGGAAAAGAAAUGACGAAUCAGCUGCCUGCAGUUACUUCUGGGUCCACUGUCACGUUUGACAUCGAAGCUGUGACUCUAGGAACUGCCAGCGCUAAUGAAGGCGGCAACUUCAAGCUUCGAGUAACCAUCAGCUCUAAUAACAGAGAAGUAGUUUUUGAUUGGUUGCUUGAUCAGUGCUGUGGCUCUCUCUACUUCGGAUGCUCAUUUUUCUAUCCUGGGUGGAAAGUGUUAGUGUUCUAGAUUUUUGGAUGCUUGGCUUAGGUUUGCAGUGUUAACUGUAGCUGUCCUCACUUUAGCUUAGCUGUGAUGGAUUAAAAAAAUAUAUAUAGUUUAAUUCAUCUCUGAGGCCAUUGGAAAUGGAAUGUGUUUACUGGAGUCAUUUUAUAAUAUUUUGGCAAUAAGGGACUUGAUUGUUGACAAAACCAUAAUUCAGUCACUUUUGCUUUUGGCAUUCUGCCAACUGAAGUAUUACAUCACAGAAAAAAAAUAGGUUGACUUUUAAAGUAUGACAAGGUACAGAAAGUCUAUGCCCUACCACUGUAUUUCUUCCUAAAACUGAUUAUUAGAAACUUUUAGUGUAACAUUGCUUUAUUAAAUCUCCAUCAAGCUCCAUAUUAAACUUUAAAAUAGAACAACAGGAAUGGGCCAGACAGAAGCCAGAGUUCUGUGGCGUCCGUGCAGUCGUGUGCCCUCCGCGAGAGCGUGUUGGCUGUUGGCUCUGUGUGCUGGCCUCAGGUUUUUUUUCUUUUUUCUUUUUUUUUUUUUUUGACAGGCAGAGUGGACAGUGAGAGAGAGAGAGAGAGAGAAAGGUCUUCCUUUGCCGUUGGUUCACCCUCCAAUGGCCGCCGCGGCCGGCGCGCUGCGGCCGGCACACCGCACUGAUCCGAUGGCAGGAGCCAGGAGCCAGGUGCUUUUUCUGGUCUCCCAUGCGGGUGCAGGGCCCAAGCACUUGGGUCAUCCUCCACUGCACUCCCUGGCCACAGCAGAGAGCUGGCCUGGAAGAGGGGCAACCGGGACUAGAACCCGGUGUGCUGGCGCCGCUAGGCGGAGGAUUAUCCUAGUGAGCCGUGGUGCCGGCCUGGCCUCAGGUUUUUGUAAGCAUGAAUUCUGUACCAUGUUCAGUCAUCUUUAACGCCCAAAAGCAACAGAAUUUUUGUUUUUUUUUUUUUAAAGAAUGCUUGAGCACAUGUCUGUGAUUGGCAGGUAUUAUCUUUAGUUCUUUCCUUAUAUUUAGAUUCAAGGUGGGCUCAAGGAUUUUUCCAGGGUAGAACUAAUGGAGGUGGCGUGCACAGCAGUGUUAGCUGUGUCACACAGGGAUGAGCGCGUGGGCCUGCCUGGCCUCAGUGACGCAUAUGUUGCUAUUUGUAGGUCUGCGCCGCAGUCCAGGUUAGGGUCAGUUUGAUAAAUGGUCUUUUAGUGGACCAAAAAAAAAAAAAAAAAAAAAAAACCAAA